CCACGACCACGCCAAGCGCACUGCACGUGACGCGCCCACCGCGGUUGUGGCUGUUGAACGACAAUGAACGCAGCACUUCCGACUGGCAUGCCUCGUCUUAUCCCGCGACUGAUCCAGCGUCUCCAGGCUACCCGCACAAAACCAGCUCCUGUCGUUCCGCCAGAGAGGCGACCGCAACCCAAGCCGCUGCGCCUGCCGUCAAAGCCCCGCCCACGUCCGCCAUGUCCAUCACUUUCCCCCAGAGGCCGGACACAGUCUAUAGUCCUCGAUUCACUGCGACCCAUCAUGGCCGUCUCGCGCUGGCGGAGGCACAAGGAGCCUGGUCCCCGUAUUCGACUAUCUCAGAGGAGGAAGCCAAGUGAUACAGAGGAUCAGACGGCUCCUCGUGCGAUGACAGAAGAAGAGAGGGAGCUUCAGGCGAACCCGUAUUUACGAAUGUUGUCCACUCCUAUAAGAAACACCAUCAUAGGCAAUAGCUCCCUUCCAACAGCAUUCCUCAUCCGUCUCUCCGUGAAACGGGUGCCUUCGCCUCAACACCGCAUCAUAAUCUUAGUAGCAGACACACUCGAGCACCCUGCAUUUAGGAAACCCACACGCCCAGGAAAGGGGGUAUACGUCUCCUGUCGGAAGGAAGCAGUCAAGGCGAUGGAUGAAAAAGGCAAUCACAAGCGGGUCCAUCAAAAUACUAGGAAGAACACCGCACUGGAGGAGCAGGUCGGCCAUUUGUUGCGUGUCCGCAUCCUGCAGGAGCUGCGUGUACUUGUGAGACAUCUCAAGCGUAGACUCGAAGGGGCGACGGACGCGCCUCUUCUCCGAAGACUUACCCGAGCUGAGUGGAAGGAAUUGAAGGCGUCUGGUACCAUCCCACAAGAGGAUGCAGUAGCCGUGCUUGUCGUUCCGCCCGUAAACAAGAAUCCUGCCACGAGAACACGGCCAGAGCCGUCUAUGUCGUCGCUGCCCCCGCCAGGAGCUGGGGUACCCAACGAAGAUGGUGGUCGACCGCGAAACCCGGUCUCAACGCUGAUGCCUACCACUACCUCCGAUGCAUUUGAAGAUGGAAAGCUAUCGAACAUCCUCCCUCAUGCGAGAGUGCCAUUGUACAACGGCGUUGCACUAUUCCCCGAUCCACAGCAGCGGGCGUCGUGUCACAAAUCUCUAACGGAGUUGCUUCACGUCGAGCGCCAGGCUCGGCGAAGAGAAGCCGCCCACUCUGCGAGGCAACAGGGUCGCUCGGAGUCAGCAUCGGAAAACGCAGAACCCGGCAGCAAGGAUACUGCCAGAAGUCGUGGGGACGAAAAGGGAAGCCAUGCGUUCCUGCUCAGGUCGAACGCGAAGACGAUUCUACGAGCGGACACGGUCCCCUUGACUAUCGCGCUCUGGAGGCUUCGGAUGUGGGAGGGGCAAGGUUGGACACUCACAGGCGAACGCCGUCCAUGGGGCGUAUGAUAGUACUUACACUUAUACUCAUU
Rhodofomes roseus is the source of this 1469-nucleotide messenger RNA. RefSeq lists its product as uncharacterized. NCBI's taxonomy places the organism in Eukaryota, Fungi, Basidiomycota, Agaricomycetes, Polyporales, Fomitopsidaceae. The coding region runs from base 64 to 1446 and encodes 460 amino acids. The record is from RefSeq and is a predicted model, not a curated record. The transcript is spliced from 4 exons.